UGCGCGCGCAGUAAAGCUCUCAGCCAAUCGGUUUUGUUCUUGCGCAGACUCCAGAGAAAGGAGGGAAGUUCAGUUUGUUUACUCCCUGGAAAAAACAGCAGCGUCUCUACCUAGACGUAACGAAAAUAUGAAUGUUGGUGACUUCUGCUCUGCGGACGUGUUAAUGUGACACCUACUGAACAUGUGUGCCUGGUAUGUCUUUUCCUUGAAGUGAAUUUCCCUGCACAUACAGCAUGACUGAGCUACAGCAACCAUUGAGCCAACUCCAAGAAACUUCUGGGCCUUUGCUGGAUGCUCAGAAGAUGCAGUUUUGGAUGGAUAAAGCUGUGGCUUGGGACCAGGUUGGCAGUGCCCAAACUCUGAAAGACAUCUCCCGACAUUUGAGGGGGCUAACAGAUUUCCUCCAGCAAGUUCUCACACAGAUCAGCAAUACGGGCUCCACAGCAGAAACCAUGAAGGAGCUGCCCUGUUUGGGCCAGAUUUUAGGCCGGCUGUGCUGGAACCCUUAUGUCACUGUGGGAGAUACAAACAGAGGGCUGCUCCUCCAGUGUCUGUUGGGACUGUACUCUGAGAAUCCAAGCAAUGCUUUAGAAAGAAAAGCCAACCAGUGGAUUCGGAAAGUGUUAUGUCGACUCGCGACAGAAGAUGAUGAUCCUGCAGCUCAAAUACUUAUGAAGAGCACUGGUGUUCCACCUAAGGAGUACCAUCUCAGAGUACUAAAAAAGAUGGUAAAACAGCAUCAGGAAAACAUCGAAAAGACCUGUUGUUCAAAGAAGAGCAUAGAUCAGAGGUGCUCAUGUGAUGUUAUUCUGACAACAUCAGAGGUGUUUGUUCCCCUCCUUGACUGUCCUGAAGCUUCUCCUGUCAUUUGCUCUUUGCUGCAACGUCCUGGGACGUCCUUCACAGACGCUCUGAGUGAAGACUUCCUGGAUGCUCUAAACUCAACAGACUUGAGGUUGGCCGUGGACGAGACGGCUUUAGUCUCUGUGUGGUAUCACAGUCUUCCUCGUCUGGAAGAGGCAGUGCUCGACCUCCUGGAGUUUGCGACCAGCACUGGCUCAGCACCACAGAACCUAGAACAGCACAUAUCCAAGACUCAGCUGCCUAAAGCUUGUGCUCAUCACUGUUCGAUGUUCCUUGUGGUAAAUGACAUCUUCAGGUCAAUCCUUAAACAAGCAGAAGGAAACUUGGCUGUUCAUUCUGUCAUCCAAACCUUCACCAGGUGUUUCUUGAAGGAACUGGAGGAGCUGCAGCCUCGGACGGCCGCGUCUCUGAAAGCCUUCUUCCCACAAUCACCCACCAGUCUGCUGGUCCCCCUCUUGACUUUGCCGUCAGAGAUGCCUCAAGAGGCAUGGAAAAAUCACCUGGAGUGGCUUACUGCCUCAUUACAGCGACUGGCGGAGCAGGAGGAGGAGGAGGAGGGAGACAGCCAAAGCUCCAGGUUAAGAGAGAGAAAGGCUUGUGGGGAGGGCCACCAUAAUGUGUUUGAGACCUGGUUCCUGCUGGUUCAGUGCUCCCACUGGGUACAGGUGGCGGGGGAGCUGCUGGUCACAUCAGAGGCAGAGCCCUGCAGUAACCUCCUGUGGCUGAUGACCUUCUACUACCACCCUACCAACAGGUGGCACUGCAGAGCGGCACUUCUGGAAGAGGCCAAGGAAGCGUGGAGGCAUCUGCGCACUCUCUCCUCUGCUUCAGUCCGUCCUCUACCCACUGACCACCUGCAGCCACUUAUCACUCUGCUGUCCCUGAAACCUCAGCGACCAUCAGCUCCUCUGUUGACCCUCAGCCUCAUGGUUUAUUGCGCCAUUUUCUGCCAGCUCCCACACAGCCAGUCGGUGGAGAUUUUUCAGACGUCCAGGUGGUGCAUGCGGCUGGCCUGCUCCAUGAAGCAGCAUGUGUUCUCAACUCACUGCAGCACAGGCUGAAUGAAGGAAGCUGCUCAUCAAGGGACACGGUUCAUGUCAGGAUUAAGAAGCUGCAGAGCACAGUAACACACAUGCAGGCAGGCGUGAACCCUCACACACCCCACAACAGGUAGGAAAGCAUACCUGCAUCACACACACAGCAGUGAGUUCAUGUCGAGGUUAUUCAGUCCAGUGUUUUUUAGAACGACAACUGUCUGUCAAAGUAACCCAGCAAGGACCGAUUACAAUAAAAUAGAGGGCAUUAAUAAAUGUACACAACAGCAGAGCACACAAUGGCACUCCAGCAGUGACAAAGCUCAGUGUAAAGAAGCAGCCGCUCGCACAUGUCCGCCCACUCGCCAAGUUUCCUCACGAUUUAAACGCCUCACAUUCUGCAGAGGCUAAAUAAAAGACGGCGGUUUGAAGGCAGGCAAAGGAGAGCCGCCGCGUUUGUGCCCAAACACUCCACCGACUCAUAAACUCGGAAUGAUGAUUGCCACUUGUUUGUGUGUUGAUGCUUUCUUUUGCCUAAUUGUUCAUAAAGCUGAAGAGUUCUCAGUGUUUCUCACUCACAAAGUCAAGCGUUCAGUUUGGUAUUUGUAAUUUUGCAGAUACUGAUUCCAGGAUUUGUUAUGAGUCAAUAAGGAAAACGUUUUUUUUUUUACAUAUUUAACGCUUUUUCAUGCAAUGUUUCACCAACAUGAGGCACACACGCCAGGAAUGAAUGCAGUUUUUUUGUGCAUGUUUUCAUGAGGUGGGAGUGUAAAAAACUCUGUUAAAGACAGCUUUCCUUUUGUUCACAUAUUAGCUUUUUGGAUGUUUUGGAGUUCAGAGAACUGGAAUAUAAAGCCCCCAAUGAAUGUUUUCUACUCCUGCACACAAAAACGGAAGAAAAAACUUUUUUUGAGGAUUUGUCUUUAUUUCAACAAUGAAUGUAUUAGUGAUUAUUUACACAACAUAAAUAAACUUAUUUAAACACAUUGGAAAGACCUGAGUCAUCAGUUUCAGAUCGGUCUUUGGUCAGAGAUGCAGCUUGUAUAAAAAAGAUAGAAAAAUAAGAAAACUCACUGAAUGUAUUUUCAGUCUAAACUCUUAAAAACCAGAUGAUGACUUUAGACUAAACAGACAUGAACUCACACUAACACAGUAGCGUAGACUCUAAAACAUGGCUCUCGUUGUUGAGUUUAAAAAAAAAAAAGCAAAAAAAAAACCUUUUUUUCCUAAAACAUUUACAGUAUGAGGAAGUAACAGCCUUGUGUGAACAGUUUGGACGGUUGGUGCUCAGUAUCCCAGACAAACAGGUGAGUUCUGGAUCCUGAUAAAGUCUCUGCAACCUGAAAGAGAGAAAAAUUCAUACAUGAAUACAAAAACAACUAGUUCAAUGCAAACACAAAUGAUGCUUUACUAUGGCUGUGGAGGAAAGAUGGAAUACAAGUUAUGAUUUCAACCAGGAAACGUUUAUCCUGAUAAAUAGCUUAAAAAAUAUUCAGCCAUAUAUAAUUGCUGCCAUUUUGAGAAGGUUCUCAGACCUGAAAAGGUGAAAUCUUAUUGAUGCCGCCUGCUGCACACGUGCAUGUUUAUGCGAACAAACAAGACUUGCAACUGGUUGUGUUGUGUGAGCCUGAGGAGCACAGAUAAGAAGCGCACACGCUCGAUUUUAGCGCCCUGAAAGGAGGUCUGCUAUUAACGCGGGUCAAACUGGGAAUGUGGGGAGGCAGAGCCCCCGUCCACCGACACUGUCGUCCCCUGCUGCAUAGAGCAGAGAGGCAAACCAUGAGGGACAAUAUCUGCAGGCACAUUUCAAGUUUGUGUUUGUGAUGCUGAGCUUUGAUUUAGAGAAAAAAACAAAAGUGGGCUUUGACCCAGUUUAACCUCUGGCUAUGAAUACAGUGAAUGAACAGACUGAAAAACAUUCACUAAACAGCUACUGGCAGGUUUUAGCUUACGUCAGUUUGGGUGUAUAUGCAUUAUAAAAAAAAAAAAAA
This is a messenger RNA of Oryzias melastigma (Indian medaka), 3889 nucleotides long. RefSeq names its product FA complementation group C (gene fancc). The record is from RefSeq and is a predicted model, not a curated record. Bases 234 to 1925 code for a protein of 563 amino acids. Gene Ontology annotation, biological process: nucleotide-excision repair; cellular response to oxidative stress; interstrand cross-link repair. Gene Ontology annotation, cellular component: Fanconi anaemia nuclear complex. Lineage: Eukaryota; Metazoa; Chordata; Actinopteri; Beloniformes; Adrianichthyidae. The transcript is spliced from 15 exons.